GCGUUAUUUAGUUUGAUUUUUUUUUUAAUUUUAAGUUCAAAACUAUUGAAAUUAUGCUAUCAUAUGGAAUAUAUGUUGUAAACAAAUCCACCCAAUCCACCCACAUGUAAAGUUUGGGUGGGUGUGAAUCAUUUUCUCCUUCACCCACCACGUAUUGGAUGGUUCCAAACCCACCCAAAUCUGCAUAAAAGCACCAAUUGCUAACCUCUACCUUUUGUUAUUUUUGGUAUGGUUGUUUUUAAAGAGGAUAAUUAAAAAAAUCUAUUUUUAUUCUCUCUAUACAUUCAUUUGUAUCUUCUUUGCUUUAUGUUUUGUUUUAAUCUUUUACCAUUCGAUUAUUAUCUAUACUUGUAUGUAUAUCCAUUGGUGUGAUGCUAAAGUUCUCGAAAGACCAAAGGAAGAAGGGGGAUUGGGAUUUAAGAACUUUUAUUUGUUCAAUAUUGCACUUAUUGGGAAACAAGUUUGGCGAAUGCUCGUUAACCCGGAAGCCCUCUGGGUCCGCCUUCUCAAAGGUCUUUACUUUGCCAAUGGGGACCUCUUCUCGACUUCUAAGGGCAACAUAGGGUCCUGGAUUUGGAAUGGAAUUUGUGACACUAAGGAAAAGCUGAAGAUUUGUUGGGUGAGAGGUAUCAUGUCAAGGGAGGGAACCAACUUCCAUAACGAUCCUUGGGUUCCAUAUCUCCCAUCUUCAUCACUUACGAGCUUGGGACUACCUCCAUCCAGAUUUAGUGAAUGGAUUUCCCCUACUGAUGGAAAGUGGAAUUUAGAAGUACUUAUGGCCACUAUCCCUGAAGAAUCUGCACUUGCUAUUCUUCGAGUCCCGAUUGGACCUCCCAACUCUUUGGAUAGAUAGUUUUGGAGAUUCACAAAUACAGGAGAUUAUUCGGUUAAUUCAACGUACAGGGCGCUCCGUCAAGAACGAGAUAUCUCUUUUCCGCCUGUGUCAGGUUUUUUGCCUCCUCCUAGCAGUGACGAUUGGAGGUGGUUAUGGUCACUCUCCCUCCCUCCUAAGAUCCGGUUCUUCAUCUGGACAUGUUCUAAGGGAGGUUUGGCUACUCAAUCAAGACUGUUCUCCCGGAAUUAAGCUGCCAAUCCAAGUUGUCCAGUCUACGAUGGGCCAAGUGAAACUGUUCUCCAUUGUCUCUUCCACUGCCAGCACGCGGCAACCGCAUGGGAGACGACUGGGCUUCUCCCUUCCCUCCCUAACAACGAAUCGACAUUCUGCGAUUGGUUCUUCGGCCUUAAUAUGGGCCUUUUUCGGUUGAGAGAAUUCGGAAAAUUGCUUGGUGUCUGUGGAAUAUUUGGUUAGCUUGAAAUGGCUAUGUAUUUGAGGCAAUGGUUCCUUCCCCGACCAGCGUGGAAAUCAAAACUUAUCGUGAUUUUCUUUGCUUUGAGGAAGCUCGAACAAGUUCUUCAUCAUCCUCCGGGUCAGCUCAUUUGCCAUCUCAGCCUAGGGGACCCCGAUCUCACCGCCACCACAACCAGUUUCAUUUAAGAAGCUUGUUCACUAUGAUGGUUUGUUCGUUUCGGAUUCACAAAUGGCGGCGUAUGAGAUUACUAUUGCUAAUUCCCUUGGUCAGGUGUUUGACGGAAAGGCUGAGACUUUCUUUUGCUCCUAUCCGAUUCAAGCGGAAGCUCUUGCACUUCUCAACGCAGUCCAGCUUGCGGCUCAAGAGAUUUUCCCAACUCAUGUUUUAUUAGACUAUCAGGUACUGAAAAGUGCCUUGAGGAAGCCCCCUAAUCUCUGGCCGUGGCAUUGUCGGGCGACCUUGGAAAGAAUCAUUUCUUCCUCCAUGAAGCCCAUUGGAUCAAAGUGGAUUUUGUUCCGCGACGUCUUAAUGAUUUGGCUAACUGGAUGGCUCGGAAUGCUCGUGUCAAUUCGCUACCUUUGGAUUGGAUUGUUGUUGCUGAUUUGAUCUCACCACUUAUGUAAUUUGUUGUUUCCUUUGUUUCGGAUCGUAAUAAAAGUCCUAUCUUUCA
Linum trigynum is the source of this 1980-nucleotide messenger RNA. NCBI's taxonomy places the organism in Eukaryota, Viridiplantae, Streptophyta, Magnoliopsida, Malpighiales, Linaceae. The record is from the annotation of a GenBank genome assembly.